Toxotes jaculatrix (banded archerfish) is the source of this 3348-nucleotide messenger RNA. It is a transcript of the gene fam49al, whose product is annotated as family with sequence similarity 49 member A, like. Gene Ontology annotation, biological process: regulation of actin filament polymerization. The record is from RefSeq and is a predicted model, not a curated record. NCBI's taxonomy places the organism in Eukaryota, Metazoa, Chordata, Actinopteri, Toxotidae. The transcript has 13 exons. Bases 503 to 1477 code for a protein of 324 amino acids. Gene Ontology annotation, molecular function: small GTPase binding.
AGAGAGAGAGAGGAAGAGGGAGGGCUGUGUGGCGUGAGGCAGUGCGUGUGCUCAGUGUUUAGGUGAAUCCACAGCCCUCUGGCUCACAAGAAUAAAGGAUCCUCACGGAGGAAGAGAGAGAAAAACAGCACAGGGACUUUUUCCUCUUUUUUUGUGGUCCUUCUGUCUCUCACUCUCUCACUAGCCACCAGCAUUUUGUUUCUUUUUUUGCCCUUUGUCCUCCUCUUUUGUUCCCUGCAUCCAUCUCUGCUUCACCUCAAUCCAGAGAGAAGGAAGGAAGAGCAGAGUCAGAGGCAUCAUCCUCCCCUCCUGCACGCCCAGCCGGUGGUGGGUGCUGAUGCUGUAACCACUGUGUGGAGCUGACAAGCCCUGGUUGAUGCAGUGAAGUGUUCCAGAGGGAUAAACACAAGUGAAGGUCGCCAGCCAUGGGGAACCUCAUUAAGGUCCUUGGCAAGGAUUUAGAGAACUGUCCACAUUUUUUCCUGGACUUUGAAAGGGGCUCAUGGGAAACCUCCUGAAAGUGCUGGCUUGCGCCGAACUUGAGCAUGGCCCAAUAGUUUUCCUUGACUUUGAACAUGCCCAGCCCACGGAGGCAGAGACAGCCGUGUGGAACCAGGUCAGCGCUGUGCUGGAGGAGGCUCAUGGGAUCCUAGCCGAGCUGCAGUCCUAUAAUGGCGCGGGCCAGGAGAUACGAGAAGCCAUCCAGAACCCAGGAGACCUAGCUCUUCAGGAGAAGGCCUGGAACGCAGUCUGCCCCCUGGUGGCCAAGCUGAAGAGGUUCUAUGAGUUCUCCCUCCGACUGGAGAAUGCCCUGCGCAGCCUGCUGGAGGCGCUGACGAGCCCGCCGUAUGCUCCCAUGCAGCAUCUGGAGAGAGAGCAGGCCCUGGCCAAACAGUUUGCUGAGAUCCUUCAUUUUACUCUCAGCUUUGAUGAGCUAAAGAUGACAAACCCAGCCAUUCAGAAUGACUUCAGCUACUACAGGAGGACCAUAAGUAGGAACAGGCUGAACAACCAGCAGCUGGAAGCGGAGAACGAGGUUAACAAUGAGAUGGCCAAUCGGAUGUCCCUGUUCUACGCUGAAGCAACACCAAUGCUGAAGACUCUGAGCAAUGCCACCACCAAGUUUGUUUCAGAGAAUAAGACCUUGCCCAUAGAGGACACCACAGACUGCCUGAGCACCAUGGCCUGUGUGUGUCGUGUGAUGCUCGAGACUCCGGAGUACCGCUGUCGGUUCACCAACACAGACACCAUGCUGUUCUGUAUGAGGGUGAUGGUGGGCGUCAUCAUUCUCUAUGAUCACGUUCACCCUGUCGGAGCUUUUGCCAAGACCUCCAAAAUUGAUAUGAAGGGCUGCAUCAAGGUGCUGAAAGAGCAACCGUCCAACAGCGUGGAGGGACUUCUGAACGCACUGAGGUAUACAACACGGCAUCUAAAUGAUGACAGCACCUCCAAACAAAUCAGGGCCCUCCUGCAAUGAAAAAACAGAGGGGAGCGGAGGAGAGAGGGAGGAAAGAAGGAGUGCACUUGAAGGAGGAGGAAAAAGAGGAAGAGGAGGAAACAAACGCCAGUGGCUGAUAAACCUGUUUGUUUACAAUGAACAAAGAAAAUCAUGUCCAGGUUAAGAGCAACCUGAGGAUAAUAAGAAGAGGAAAAUAAUUAUAUAUAUUGUCAGCUGUCCAUCAUUCUGUCUCUCAUUUUGUAAAGUAAGAAAAGAGAAAAAAGCCAGAAAAGAAAAUAUAGAUAUAUAUUAAAACAAGUGAAACACGAGCAGCAGAUGAAAAAUAGGUAGGAUUAAAGAGGAAGCUAUAUUGGAAAAUUUAAGGUCAGAACUGAAGCAAAGUAAAAAUGUACAAAAAACAAGAAGAUGUUCCAGCAGUAGUCUGACAAGUAUUUUUGCACACACUUUGAAAACAACGCCAUCUCCUAUCCCCUGAAAUCUGAUCCCAAACUUACUUUCCUGUGGCCCCUCAAAAACUCAAGUUUAAGCAGAAAGGUUUUUAGCGGACGCAGUGGCCUGACACAGCCUCUCUGUCUCCUUCAGCUGCACUGAUCUCCACUUACAGGGGAACUGUGAAGCAAUAUGAUGGAUACACUCCGGAGAUUUGCUUCCACCUGUUUCAUUUUCUUUUCUACAUCAGUGCAGCUGAAGGAGAGAAAGCAAAGUCUAUUUGGGAUGCCUCCAUUUUCGCCCUGAUUUCUUCCUUAUUAUCCAUCACCCCCCCUUUCCCACCCAAUCCAUCCAUGGGAUAUGUGUGUUUUUUUUCCUUGGCACAAAAAAAAAUUCCAUCCACGUAGUGUAUGUGCCCUUAAUGCUGUACAUGUUCCAGCACAAAACAUCUUGUGAGUCGUCUGGCUUUACUUGAACAAUGUCCUUCACUCUCUCUCCAUGGUGCUAAUGUGGUUUAGAUAUCACAGUAAUAGCUUCUUAGGUAAAAACAACAAAGAUUUCUUCAUCCCUUUUUUGCACUAAUAUGUUAAACCUCAUAUUUCAAGAACAGCUGAUCUGCUUUCAGCUAUUGUGCGGUUUCACGUUAGUGCACAAACUGGGAGAAAUCAGAUUCAUCACGACUUUCAAGAUUCCAGAAAGGCAUUCUAGGAAACCACAGCACACUUAAUUCUCUACCCAGUGCCAAAGCUGAUUGGUUUACGCUUGUAUUACAUCAUCAGGCCAGGCUCGAGGGGGGGGGGGGGGGUUGAGUGGAUGGAGUCGUGGUCGUGUAACUGACCGCCAUUUUAAGUAUUUAUGAGGAUUAGAAACAAGAAAUCACACAGAGCCAAGUCAGAGAGUGGUCAAAUUUGCACACAUUGCAUUUCAAGAGAGAGAUCUGAAUGUUCCAGUGUAAAUAUGUGAGGCUUUUCUCAGCAGGCACCUACAUGGACAGCUUGGGUCUUCAAGGAAAAAUACAACAAACAUCGACAUCUGCAUACAACUAGAGUUCUUUCUUUUAGUACGAGGUUGAUAAAGUCGUUGAAUAAGUGGGAAAUAAAAAUGAAAACUAAAAAAGAUUCAAAAGGAGAUUAAAAAGAAGUGCUGUACUUUGGAUGUCUAUAGCCCUUAGUCUAAUUUAAUUUGAUCUUAUAAUAUAUUUUCUAUACAGGGGUAUGUGCACAAACAUAUUCUGUAUAAAUAUAUAGAUGGCAUGUUGUAAAAGUUCUGACAGAAAUGUGUAAAUAAGGUGUUUUUAUUCAUUUUUAAUUGUUCAGUGACGCUGAAAUUGGGUAUGUGUUGUCUCUCAGAAUUACCAUGCGUUUGGCUUGGACCAUCGGACUUGCCGUAGUCAUAGGUUUCAGAAAUUCAGCUUCAUUAUGGCGAAUGAACCAGAGGGAGGGGAGGGACGCUAUGGGGGG